AUGAUGGGCUCUUGGAAUGAGGGUCCCCUGACGUCCGUCGUAGUUUCAGCUUUGUCGGAACGACCUCUGGCGACGUACAUCGUGACUCUCAUGGGAUUCCCGCCUCUGAACUUCGGCUCUGUGAACCACGGAACUCGAGCUGCGAUCGAACUGGUCGCUGCCCAUGAGUCGCUAUGCCGUCAGCUUUAUGAGAAGUCUGAGAACGACAUCAAAGCGGUCCAAAGUGUAGGUCAGGUGAGUGCUAAAAUUUUCUGUGACUGUGAAAUUUCGUCCUUCAACUUAGCCAUUUUGCAGAUCGUUGGAGAAGUUCUGAAGCAACUUGCAGACGAGAAAUUCAUUGUGAAGUCAACAAAUGGUCCCCGCUACGUUGUUGGUUGCCGGCGUCAAGUCGACAAAACUCAGCUGAAGCAAGGAACGAGAGUCGCCCUUGACAUGACCACUUUAACGAUUAUGCGGUAUCUUCCUCGUGAGGUUGAUCCCUUGGUUUACAACAUGUCCCACGAAGAUCCCGGAAAUGUCACCUAUUCGGCAAUCGGGGGCUUGGCGGAGCAGAUUCGCGAAUUGCGAGAGGUUAUUGAACUUCCAUUGAUGAAUCCGGAGCUCUUUCAGCGUGUGGGUAUAACACCACCGAAGGGCUGCUUGCUUUAUGGUCCUCCCGGUACGGGUAAGACGUUGUUGGCUCGUGCCGUCGCUUCACAGCUUGACGCAAACUUCUUGAAGGUUGUAUCAAGCGCAAUCGUUGACAAGUACAUUGGAGAAAGUGCGCGACUCAUUCGUGAAAUGUUCAACUAUGCGAAAGAUCAUCAACCUUGCAUCAUAUUCAUGGAUGAAAUUGACGCCAUCGGCGGUCGUCGAUUUUCCGAGGGUACAUCCGCUGACAGAGAGAUUCAACGCACAUUGAUGGAGCUCUUAAAUCAGAUGGAUGGCUUUGAUUCCUUGGGGCAGGUGAAAAUGAUCAUGGCAACCAAUCGCCCCGACACGUUGGAUCCAGCUCUGCUUCGUCCUGGUCGGUUAGAUCGUAAAAUUGAAAUACCGUUACCGAAUGAGCAAGCUCGCAUGGAUGUACUGAAAAUACACGCUGCGCCUAUCACGAAAAAAGGCGAUAUCGAUUAUGAAGCUGUUGUCAAGCUAUCGGACGGCUUCAACGGUGCUGAUCUGCGAAAUGUGUGCACGGAAGCUGGACUUUUUGCGAUACGCGCAGAACGUGACUACGUCAUCGACGAAGAUUUCAUGAAAGCUGUGCGAAAGCUUUCUGACAACAAGAAGCUGGAAUCAAAGUUCGAUUAUAAACCUGUGUAGAGUGCCCCGUGAAAGUGUUGAACGAUUUCUCCUGGGAAAAAACAUAAGCCUUUUGGUAUAAAUGUCUGCCUUUCCGAAAUCGCGAGAACGACUGCCGAGUUCAUCAAUCGUUUUCGCAACUGACUCCGGAGUUUGAAUUGUGUCGUGUCCUCAUUCUCAACGGUACUUGGAAAAUAUUCCAAUAAAAGUUUCGUUUCAUGAA
Molecule: messenger RNA, 1501 nt
Organism: Notodromas monacha
Lineage: Eukaryota; Metazoa; Arthropoda; Ostracoda; Podocopida; Cyprididae
Source: the annotation of a GenBank genome assembly